AGAACAUCGUCAAGCAGUAGCUCGAUUUCUGUUCUAGCUGCGAUGCCAUCUAUCGUUGAAUCGACGAAGCAGAAGAAGAAGCAAUUAAUAUAUUCUGCUGGAGUUGCAGAGAUCUUCGGAGACAAUUUUGAAGACCCUAUACAAGCGAACACAAGCAGUAGUUCAUCAACUUCGCUGCCUCAAUUUAAUGCUCAACAUUUUCGUCGAUCAGCACAAGCGCAAGCAACG
Messenger RNA from Amoebophrya sp. A25, 228 nucleotides. NCBI's taxonomy places the organism in Eukaryota, Dinophyceae, Syndiniales, Amoebophryaceae. The record is from the annotation of a GenBank genome assembly.